This is a messenger RNA of Athalia rosae (coleseed sawfly), 4470 nucleotides long. RefSeq names its product facilitated trehalose transporter Tret1-like. Gene Ontology annotation, cellular component: membrane. The coding region runs from base 1896 to 3626 and encodes 576 amino acids. Lineage: Eukaryota; Metazoa; Arthropoda; Insecta; Hymenoptera; Athaliidae. Gene Ontology annotation, biological process: carbohydrate transport; transmembrane transport. The transcript is spliced from 3 exons. The record is from RefSeq and is a predicted model, not a curated record. Gene Ontology annotation, molecular function: sugar transmembrane transporter activity.
GGCCUCUAGUACUUAUAUAUAUAUGCGCGAUAAGCUGCACCGGGUAAGUGAAACUUAUUCGACGUGUACCGAACUGAAUUAUCGUUGCUAAAACGAUCGUCGUGGCGUUUCCGAACUUCCGAAGCGUGGAUUAUUUAUUCGCGGGAUAUUCCCGCUUUUUAACACGAGUUUUUGUAAAACCGUGUCAUUGACAACGCGAGCGAGAGAGGAGUCGUAUUAUCGCGCGCGCUCUCCACUUGUAUACCAGUGGAAAUUUCAAGUUUCUAUCUGUUAUACUGCAACCGACAGGAAUAAUACAUUUACGGACACGCGUUAUUGUCGUGAUCUUCGAUAAACGGCCGCGUGCUCCUUCCGAACGUACGAGGGGUAACCCCGGUAUACCAUGAAAAUUCAUCCAGCCGGUUCUCGCAUAACGUGCAAAAUAGACAAACGUCGAUUCGACUUCUCGAAACGUUGUUGUUUAGCGCUCUCUUUUUUUUUCUCCAUCGCCCCCCCCCCCCUCUUUGUAAUUAAUUUGAAAGAAAAAUCCCAUAGCCUAAACUGAAGAUCGCGAACAACGUUUCUCGACCAAAGAAAGAAAGAAAAAAAAAACAAAAAAAGAACAAAGAGAACCUUUGUGCAUCCAGAUCCAGAUGUUCGCGCGACCGCGUGGAUCGGCUGCGGCCGAAACUUGUUUUGUGUAACAAAUCUAUUUCGGAUGAAAAAAAACAACAAAAACGACGCAGAGGCGACUAUCCGAAGGCCAUAAAUCAGAUACAAACGUCCAUCAGAUUGUACUGCAGUUGUUGUACGCUGUACAUAGAGGAUUAAAAAAAAUAUCGUCGUUUUUUUCCUUUUUUUAAUAUACAAUCGUUUUUUCGGCUACGGUUUUAUCGGAUUAUCGUAUAUAUACGUAUAAAAUAUAAAACGAGUCACGUGCCGCGGUAUCAGCUGUCCGGAAAUUGUUGUUUCGCAAUUCUUUUUUAAUUUCGGAACGUUAUGAAUAAACGUACGGGUCGUAGUAAGCGUAACGCGCAGUGUGUAUUUGAAUAUUAUAUGGAAAAAAAAAAAAAAGCUCACGCGUGCAGGAAGUGACGCACGAUCUCGCGGUCUUCGUAUAUCUCUUUGUUUUCUCUCUUUCUUUGCCAUUGCACGGGUUUUGUUUUCCCCGUUGAGUAAAUUUGCCAUGAGAAUCCGUCGCUGAGCGGUAGAGCGGAUAACUCGUAACGACGAUAAAAUCGAGCGGUCCCGCUACUCGUAUCCUCCUCCUUCUGGAAUUCCGUCAGUUUUCCUCGAGAAAAUUGAAAAUUGCAGUCGCAUAAACGGAAUGCAAUCGCUGUUAUUCGCGACAUACGAUCGCGCUUGUAAAUGUGUCGGGAGUGAAUUAAAUCGCUCAGCUCAUCGCAAAUAAUUACGAGCGGCUGGCACGCGGAUGUUUUAUCGUUGAGCGUGUAACGCGCGCGAUCACCCCGCGCUACCGUUAAUGAAUAAUCAACAAAAGGCCCGUUUUCAGUAGACGCGAUAUACGUAUAUUUGAAGUAAGUUCUUAUCUAAAAAUGAUUCGCCCGUGCAACUAUACAUAGCUAGCCGUAAUAAUGGUAAGCGGCAGCGACGGAUUUUCAGUCAUGCUUGCCAGGGGCACACAAAAAUAAAAGGCGAGAAAGCCCGACCGCUCCGAUGUAACGUGUUCAGCCCGGUAUACGCGUGUGUGUAUAUGCACGUGGAAGUAAAUAGGUUUACGAGAUAGGGAAAAAAUUAAUGCCACGCGUAUCCUGCGGCCCGUCAGAUAUCGUAUCUCGAAUUUUAUUCAAUAACUACACGCUCUUCGAAAAUCGUUCAUUCGCUGCGUCGUAGCGGGAAAAAAGAGAGUCUCGAAGGUUUCGUUGCGAUUUUUUUAGCCCCCGAGGUCGACGCGUAUGUACGCCAAUUGGCGGAACACCGAGCUGAGAAAAAAGUUCGAAGCGAUCUCCCGUAGAAUAUUUCUUGAUUAUCCCACCAGACGCGGCUGUGGACGAGAUCUGAUUACAGGGAAAGAAUCGUCGAACGGCGAGAUCGCUGAAAAAACGUCGUUGGUGAGCCCCCAGAUAACUCCUCGAGUUCAGCCAGCGUCCACCGCGGUUUUUGCCGCCGGUGAUAUCGAGAAAACUACUGUCCCCGUCGGAAACGGUCUCACCGACAAGCAGAAUGCAAAGGCUGCCAGAGGAAGCGCGGUUCGACAAGUUCUCGCCGCCGUCGCAGCCCAACUUGGAACAAUCAACACCGGCAUGGUUUUUGGAUUUUCCGCCAUAGCUUUGCCUCAACUCAAAGCGCCCACAAGUGAGAUCCUGGUCACCGAAACCGAAGCCUCGUGGAUAGCCAGUAUCAACGCGAUCGGUACGCCUCUUGGCUGUCUAUUCUCCGGCUACUUGUCCGACGCUCUGGGAAGGAAAAAGACGCUUAUAAUAACGGAGAUCCCGGCGCUUUUGGGCUGGGCUUUGAUAACGUUCUCCACCGACAUAAACAUGAUGUACGCCGGACGUUUUUUCGUCGGUCUCGGCUCCGGAAUGGUGGGAGCACCCGCCAGAGUUUACGCCGCGGAAGUUACGCAGCCGCAUCUCCGAGGGAUGUUGACGGCCCUUUCGAGCGUCGGCGUUAGCACGGGGGUGUUCGUGGAAUAUUUACUGGGGGCCAUGCUGUCGUGGCGUAUAUGCGCCGGAAUAAGCGCUACCGUUCCUCUGCUGUCUCUGAUACUGAUAUUCCUGUUUCCCGAAACACCUUCGUACCUCGUGUCCCGCGAAAAACCGGACAAGGCGAGAAAAGCGCUGGGACGUCUCCGGGGGAGCACCUGCAACCUGGACAAGGAGAUGGACACGCUGGUCAGUUUCUCGAACAAAGCGCACGUCAAGAGGCUGACGGGACCGAAGGAGAUCGUCACGGCGUUAUUCAAGCCUAACGCCAUCAAACCCUUCAUAAUGCUGGCCCUCUACUUCCUCAUUUAUCAAUGGUCGGGAACGAACGCCAUAACUUUUUACGCGGUUGAAAUUUUCCAACAAUCCGGCGCCAAGAUGGACGAAAAAUGGCUCACCGUUAUUCUGGGCGUGAUAAGACUGGCGGCUACGGUAGCCGCUUGCGUUUUGUGUCGAAGAUGCGGACGACGACCUCUGACUUUCGUCUCGUCGAUAGGCUGCGGACUUUCAAUGGUAGGAUUCGGUGCUUACAAGCAACUGACCCUAGGAAUACCUCUGGCCGAAUUGAGCUCCUCGUAUUCGUGGUUUCCGGUAUUCUGCAUAUUCGCGUACACCAUAGCUUGCACCAUAGGAUUUCUCGUUAUCCCAUGGGUGAUGAUUGGCGAAGUUUAUCCCGUAGCAGUUCGCGGUAUAGUCGGAGGUAUGACCACAAUGACCGCUCAUUUGUUCGUGUUCACGGUGGUGAAGACUUUCCCGCUUCUCAGGGUAUCCUUAACGGAUCCGGGUGUUUACCUGUUGUACGGUUUCAUACCGCUGGCCGGUACCGUUUACUUUUACUUUGCACUGCCCGAAACGCAAGGCAGGUCUUUGCAGGAAAUCGAAGAUUAUUACUCAGGAAGAACAAGCACUUUGAGUAAAAGUAAAGUUACCGCUAACAAGCCUCCGGUUUUGGAGCCGAGAAAGGGGCAGCUUUUACCUUGAGAGAUUACACAAUCGACGCAUAAAUUUUGUACAUACGCAUAUUGUAUAAUAUUUUCAUUUUUAUUACUAUAACGUUCGAUAGGGUAUUCAUAGUUAUAACUAUAAAGAGAAUUAUAUUUUAUUCUACGAAGCGGGAUGAUAAAAAAAAAAAAAAACGAAACAAAUCAAACGAACGCUUCUUUGGUAGAAAUAUUUGACACGAUUUUUCAAUUGUGAUAUACCCCCCCUAUCCAUGUAAAAUAAUUCUAAUGAUAGUAAUAGACGAUUAUUUACAAUUUUCAAAUGAGUUCAAAAGGUUCUACACACCUUUCAGUCGGUGCCGAUGAAUGGACAAAAAAUUAGGCCAAACCAAGUUUCGGUUAAUAAAUUCGAACGAUGAACGCACAGGCUAUAUUUCUUUGUAGCUUUUUACGAUCGGUUAGAUUUGCGUGACAAACGGAGCAAGGAGAAUAAAACGGUGCUAAUGUUGAAGAUUAAAACGUGUAAGAAUUUUAUUCAUGUAUGUUAUAGCGUAGUUGAGACUAAAAUUGCUGCAGGUUUGAGCGAACAAAAAAAAAAAGAAAGAAAAAUAUACGUACAUCGCGUCGAAUAUUUGCUGGCCAUUUAGAAUCACUCAGGGAUUUAAGUAGGUAAAAUAAAAACGUCAGUAUCGAUGUAACGGUGAUUUUAUACAUUAGGUAUCGGAGUGCAUACGAUUUCACCUGCAGCGCGAUUGCAUUAAUCCAUUACUUGGCUCUUUCAGUACCUGCCGCUGAGUGCAUUACAAAUGAAGAGAAAGUAUACAAAUUAAAACAUCUCUGUACAAAAAUUCCGUUCAGAUUAAAUUUAAUUAUUGACAUUGUGA